Messenger RNA from Thlaspi arvense, 520 nucleotides. NCBI's taxonomy places the organism in Eukaryota, Viridiplantae, Streptophyta, Magnoliopsida, Brassicales, Brassicaceae. The record is from the annotation of a GenBank genome assembly.
AUGCUAUAUUGUUUGUUUGUUUCUGCACCUCUCUGUUUGGUGCCCUGAGCAGCUCAGGACGAUGAUGUUUGGUGGUAACAACCGCGCUCAGGUGUUCUUCAAGAAACAUGGAUGGACCGACGGCGGAAAAAUCGAGGCUAAGUACACUUUUUGUCCUGGGAGAUGCCGCCAUAAUUCUGAGAGUGUGUUCAUGAUACUACAAACCACAUCAAGUUUCACCAUUGUUUUUCUCUGGCAUCAAAUGCUUCAGGCUAAUCUUACACAAGUUCAAACAAGACUUCUUGGCAUUAACGUUACUGUCGUAAGGCUAGGAGAUUCAUGCGAUGCAGUUUGCAAGUCAUGUGGACGACUGUGUGUGAUGAAUAAACUAUCACUUCUAAACCAAUACAUGAUUGCAGGCUCCUGUUUAGCAAGUGCAAGGGCUGACCAACCUGCUGAAGUUGUCGAUGAUGCGCCCAGAGAUUUGACAGUUAUGAUCGAUGCUCUUCCUCUGAAUAUAGCUGAAGCCGAUGAGCAUUCU